Messenger RNA from Kluyveromyces marxianus DMKU3-1042, 798 nucleotides. It is a transcript of the gene MGM101, whose product is annotated as Mgm101p. Gene Ontology annotation, cellular component: mitochondrial chromosome; mitochondrial nucleoid. Gene Ontology annotation, molecular function: single-stranded DNA binding. The coding region runs from base 1 to 798 and encodes 265 amino acids. Gene Ontology annotation, biological process: recombinational repair; interstrand cross-link repair. The record is from RefSeq and is a predicted model, not a curated record. The transcript has a single exon. Lineage: Eukaryota; Fungi; Ascomycota; Saccharomycetes; Saccharomycetales; Saccharomycetaceae.
AUGUUGAGCUUUAAUCGUAUAGUCCGUGUAAAUGGAGCCAGGUUUGCUACCAGUGGCACUGCAAUGGUGAGAAAAAGUGUGGCCUCAAGCGCCAGUACUGUGUCUGCAUCUCGUGCAGCUUCGUCCAGUCCAAGCGUGAAUUCGACAACAGCGGAAAACGGAACUGGUCGGACGUCCGCGAUGAAGAGAGUGCCUGGUUACACUAAAACUCUCGAAGAGACGUUGAAUGGAUCAGUUUUAGAACCACCUGCUCAAGUUCAGACGUCAUCAUCCUCAGAAGAAAUUAAUUGGUACUCCAGUUUCCAUGGAAUUGGAUCGAAACCUUUCCCAAAGGAAACACAAGACGCGUUGUCUGGCGCGCUAGUACCUGAAGAUAUCGAGAUCAAGCCUGAUGGGUUGAUUUAUUUGCCAGAAAUCAAGUACCGUAGAAUUUUGAAUAAGGCAUUUGGUGCUGGUGGCUGGGGUCUCGUUCCUCGUUCGGAAACUAUCGUUACUGCGAAAUUGGUCACUAGAGAAUACGCCUUGAUAUGUCACGGACAGCUAGUCAGUAUUGCUCGUGGUGAGCAAGAUUAUUUCAGCGAAACUGGUAUUCCAACUGCAACUGAAGGUUGUAAAUCUAAUGCGUUAAUGAGAUGUUGUAAGGACUUGGGUAUUGGAUCUGAGUUGUGGGACCCUGUGUUCAUUAAGAAGUUUAAAAAGAGUCACUGUACUGAGAAGUUCGUAGAGCACGUCACUACUAAAAAGAAGAAGAAGAUCUGGCUAAGGAAAGACAGAGAGGUUGAAUAUCCAUAUAAAUAA